Messenger RNA from Hyaena hyaena (striped hyena), 1262 nucleotides. Its product is annotated as left-right determination factor 2-like. The transcript has 5 exons. Gene Ontology annotation, cellular component: extracellular region. Lineage: Eukaryota; Metazoa; Chordata; Mammalia; Carnivora; Hyaenidae. Bases 1 to 999 code for a protein of 332 amino acids. Gene Ontology annotation, molecular function: growth factor activity; transforming growth factor beta receptor binding; cytokine activity. The record is from RefSeq and is a predicted model, not a curated record. Gene Ontology annotation, biological process: BMP signaling pathway; SMAD protein signal transduction.
AUGGGGCCCCUGUGGCUGUGCUGGGUGCUCUGGGCGCUGCCCCUGCCGGGCCCCGGGGCCGCCCUGACCGGGGAGCAGGUGCUGGAAAGCCUGCUGCGGCAGCUGGGCCUCAGCGAGGCGCCCGGCCCGGCCCAGCGCGACGCGGAGGAGCCGGCCACCCCGGCCCACGUGAGGGCCCAGUACGUGGCCCUGCUGCGGCGGAGCCACGGCGCCCGCUCCCGGGGGAAGCGGUUCAGCCAGAGAGUCCGAGAGGUGGCAGGCAGGUUGCUGGCGUCGGAGGCCUCCACGCACGUGCUGGUGUUCAGUAUGGAGGGGCGGCUGCCACCCGACAGCGAGCUGGUGCAGGCGGUGCUGCGGCUCUUCCAGCAGCCGGUCCCCAAGGCCGCACUCCGCAGGCUGUCCCCGCACAGCGCCCGCGUCACCGUCCAGUGGCUGCUGGUGUCCCUCCACGAGAGUGGUUGGAAGCCCUUCAAGGGGACCAAGGCCGUGAACUUCUGGCGGCAGCUGAGCCGGCCUGGGCAGCCGCUGCUGCUGCAGGUGUCCGUGCAGAGGGAGCACCUGGGCCCGUGGGCCCCCAGCGCCCACAAGCUGGUGCGCUUCGCCUCCCAGGGCCUGGAGGGCACACCCCCCUCCCAGAUGCCCCUGCAGCAACCCCCCCCACGAGAUGACUGUGACCCUGGGGCGCUGGUGGCGGAGGACGCCCGCUGCUGCUGCCAGGAGAUGUACAUUGACCUGCGGGGGAUGACAUGGGCUCAGCACUGGGUGCUGGUGACCCCCGGCUUCCUGGCCUAUGAGUGUGUGGGCGCGUGCCGGCAGCCCCCCGGGCCCCGGACCUUCAGGGGCCGCUCCGACUCAGAGAUUACCUCUCUGCCUGUGAUGAUCAGCGUCAAGGAGGGGGACAGGCCCAGGCCCUGGGUGGUCAGCCUGCUCGACGUGAGGGUGGAGAAGUGCGCCUGCUCAUGGGAUGGGGCGCCCGUGCCCAGGAAGCUGGGGCCUUAGGGGUGGGCGGUGGCUGUGUGGGUCAGGGCACCGGGGCAUCUUGGGACUACGGGACUGCUGAUGGCCAAGGCUGAGCGCUGUCUACUGAACUGAAUUUGCUUCCUCGAUCCAUUCAGCUCACCUCCCAAUGUUUUCUCCUGGGGGUCGAGACUCAGGUGCUACUGGGUAGCCCCUGCCCAUCUCUGUUCCCAUCAUGCACUGCAUAUCCCAAGCACUUAUCUCAAUCAAUUCUGUAACCUGAGAAUAAAAAGCCCAAAUUGUCA